Molecule: messenger RNA, 978 nt
Organism: Trypanosoma cruzi
Lineage: Eukaryota; Euglenozoa; Kinetoplastea; Trypanosomatida; Trypanosomatidae
Product: mucin-associated surface protein (MASP), putative
Exons: 1
Coding region: 1-978 (325 amino acids)
Source: RefSeq, a predicted model, not a curated record
AUGGCGAUGAUGAUGGCUGGCCGUGUGCUGCUGGUGUGUGUCCUCUGCGUGCUGUGGUGCGUUGCCGGCGGUGUUUAUGCGAGGGACGUUGACACCAACGCACUGGGUGGCUGCAUGGCGUCGGGAGUGUUGGGUGAGAAUGGAUCCCACAUGCCUGACGGAUAUAAUAAAACUGCGAUUACGGUGCUUUUGCGGUCAGUACUGCCCAUUACUGCCGUCGAAGCCUCGGAUGGAGGAGAUUCUGCUGGUGGUACACAGAACAGUUCGAAUUCAAGUGAGACUUCCGACGCUGGUGCUUCUACUGCUAGUGGUCCUGGUGCUUUUGCUGCUGGAGAUUCUGGCUCUGGAGAUUUUGAUGCUGGUCCAGGGGCUCCUGCUGCUCCUGGUGGUGGAGGCAGUGGAACUUCUGCUGGCGAUCAUGGCGCCGGCAGCGUCUCUUCUGGUUCAUCUGAAGGACCUUCCGCUCCUCCUGUUGCUCCUCCUGUUGCUUCUCCUGCUCCUCCUGGUACUUCUGGUGGUCCUUCCGCUUCUGUUGAUGCUACUGUUGUUGAUACUUCGGCUGGCCGAAGUGGUGGUACAGCGGGGUCACCAGGCACUAAUCCAUCUAACACAAUAGGGGACUCUCAAACAGAAGAUCAGACGCCUGCUGCAGAGGCUAACGACUCCUCGCUACCCGAAGGAGCGGCAGGGACGACAUCCGGCACUGAACACACACGAAAAGAAGAAGAAGAAGAGGAAGAAGAAAAUGAAAAGCAGCAGCAAAGUGAUGAAACACAAGUCCAACAGCAACAACAGCAUGAACACCCCGCGGAAAGUGGCGAAGAAUCCGCGAAAGAUAAAAACGCCCUUCGUACAAAUGCCACCGCAAAUACAGGCGACAGUGACAGCAGCACCGCGGUCUCCCACACCACCUCCCCUCUUUUGCUUCUUCUUCUUGUUGUUGUGUGUGCGGCUGCUGCUGCGGUGGUGGCCGCGUGA